Molecule: messenger RNA, 2394 nt
Organism: Rhagoletis zephyria (snowberry fruit fly)
Lineage: Eukaryota; Metazoa; Arthropoda; Insecta; Diptera; Tephritidae
Source: RefSeq, a predicted model, not a curated record
AUUAAGUACAGUUUUUGGAAAAACCCCGUUUUUCGCAUAAAUCACAUUAUUUUUCACUGCCCUUUUUGAAAAAUGAUUUAAUAUUUGCCCAACUUAGAGCAGGCGGCCUUUGCAAAAAUUAAAAUAUCAUUAUCUAAAAAUUUGUAUAAAACUUGGCCAGGUAAAACUCAUUACCGUAUUUAAUGAAUUUUUCUUGCCAUCGAUAUUGGCUUUUCAUUGUAGUUGGUGACAUUUGACAGACAAUUUUUUCUUGCUAAAAAAUUUAAAAGCUAAAUCAAUGAAAGCAAUUUCAACCUUCAAUGGAAUAAUUGGUGACCGCAAUAUUCUUAUACUUCCGGAAUAAGCUAUAAAGGAAAUAUUUGCAAAAUUAAACAUUGACAAGGUUCAUCCCUAAUUAAGUAAAAAUCGGAAAGAGCAAUUAAUAGAAAAUGGAUAAGACUGUUCAGCUUGUGCCAUAUGAAUGCGAAAGUGAUGAAACCUUCAGUCUAUACUCUGACACGAGCUAUUCACCAUCAAGUAGCGGAUCUGAAUUUUCGGAUUAUGAGGUUAGUAGUGCCCAUAACUUAACUAGGCGAAAAAAAGCAACAAACGCGCCUGGAAGGUAAAUAUUGUUAAGUCACGACGGUCCAAAUGUCUACCCUAUAAAAAUAAAUACAAACAAUGUCUCGCUAAAGUACCAAGGGAAGUUAAUUGCUCGAAUUGCGCCUUUAAAUGCAAUAGCAACUUCUCAGAUAAAGACAGAUUAGAUAUUUGUAAAUCGUACUGGGGGCUUGCUAAUUAUAAUCGACAAAAGGACUUUAUUCUCAAAUAUGUUACUAUGAAAGAGCCGAAACGGCGAAAAGUAUCUAUUGAUAGUAAGCGAGCCCGUUCCGUAUCUAAGUCAUAUUAUUUAGAAACCGAUAAGGGCAGAAGACGUGUAUGUGCAAAAUUUUUCGAGAAGACAUUGUGUAUUUCCAACGGACCAAUAAACACAGCCUUCAGAGGCCGUAAUAGAAGUGGGUGUUAUGAUAACGGCGAUAGAAGAGGUCACAAAGCUCCUGGUAAUAAAACCAGCGAAAACGAUAUUGCCCUUGUAAAAAAACAUAUUGAGAGUUUUCCUGUAAUGGAAUCCCAUUAUUCAAGACAGUCUACCAAAAAAUUAUAUCUAGAUUCAAAUUUAACUAUUUCAAAAAUGCAUGACUUAUAUAAAAACGAUUUUUGCACAGAAAAUAUGAUUUGCUCUCCAGUUAACGAAAAAACAUAUAGACGGAUAUUUUGCGACAAUUAUAAUUACUCAUUUUUUAAACCCAAAAAGGAUCUUUGUGCUUUGUGCUAUAAGUAUGAGAAGGCGACUACUAUUGAAACAAAAAAGGAACUUGAAACCGAAUAUUGCUUGCAUUUAAUUAGAAAAGGCGAAUGCAAUGAAGCAAAACGCUUUGAUAAACAAAGAUGUAAGGAGGAUCCUUCAUUUCUUACUUGCACCUUUGAUUUGCAAAGUGUUCUCCAUAUUCCCAGCUCAGAUGUUUCAUUAUUUUAUUACUCGCGAAAAAUAUGCGUGUAUAAUUUAACUAUUUAUGUUGGAGAUGGGGAAGAAGCGCAUUGCUUCACGUGGAACGAACUCCAUGGCAAACGUGGAAGCAACGAAAUAGGCUCAAUCUUGUAUAAGUUUCUUCUAAGUCUGCCUGCCACGGUAAAGGAAAUAUCUUUAUUUUGCGAUACUUGUGGCGGCCAAAAUCGAAAUCAGCAAGUAGCUGCAGUAUUACUACACGUCUUACAUGUUGCCAGUAAUUUAGUAAAAAUUGAACUUAAGUUUCUAGAAUCAGGACAUACAUAUAUGGAGUGUGACUCUAUGCAUUCAGCAAUAGAGGUCGCUAAACGGCAUAAAACUGCAUUUUGCAUGAAUGAUUGGGCUGAAAUUUUCAAAUCUGCUAGAAGAAAGCGAACAAAUAAGUAUCAAGUACAUAUGCUUACGUAUAACGAUUUUUACAAUUUACACGAAUUGGCAUUAGCAACAAUAAAAAACCGUAACAAGGAUAAAGAGGGCGUAAAAGUUUCUUGGCUGAAAAUUAAAUGCAUAAAAGUGGAAAAGUCCAAACCUGACACCAUAUAUUACAGAUAUGAUCACACUAGUGACUACAAAGAAAUAAAUAUCAGUGCAGGGAGAGGUCGACCUCGAACGCGUUCUGCUAAUCUGAGCCCUGCGUAUGAAGCGAUGCUUCCGAUAUCUGCAGCAAAAAAGCAGAUCUUAUAAAACUUUGCAAUGCCGGACAAAUACCAGAGGAAAUGGUGCCAUGGUAUAAGAACUUGCCAUCAACAACAUUUACCGGAAGGGAAUCUUUGCCUUUAUUCGAAAGAAGCGAUAACGAAUCAGAUGAAAAUUUAAAUUGUGCACAUGUAUUUACAUUAAUAAAGGGA